AUAGUCCUAUAUUUGCAGGCUCGCUCCUCUAAUAUUAUUGCCUUCAUGCGUGUAUCUUCUUCACAUGCAGUUUGCUUAAUUCAAUGGCUUUCCCUAGGUUGAAUAUGGCAGCAGCAGCAGCACUCCUCUUUGUUUUUGCUCUUGCUAGAAUCGAGCUUUCAUCAUGCAGCCAGUUUGUGAGGGCCAAGGUCUCUUGCCUUGAUUGCAAUCAACCUUAUAACUUCUCGGGUAUUAAGGUUUUGGUGAAGUGUGAUAAAGUGAAAAAGUUAGCCAUGGCAACCACAGAAGAUGAUGGCUCUUUUGAAGUCAAGCUUCCUUCAGACGGUACCGAUAUUUCAAAAUCUUCUGAUCUUCCUAUGAAUUGCCAUGCAAAGCUGCUGGGGGGUCCAACUCAGCUCUAUUCCUCAAGGAAAUCAAUGGUGUCCAGAAUUAUUGAGACCCAUGAGAAGCCAAACUCCUACACCAUCUCCACUCCUCUCAGCUUUUACUCAGCUUGCCCUACAACGUAUGCGAAAUGCAAGGACAUGAACAAGCUUGGUUCUUCCAAGACUAUCAAUCUGCCUCUGCCACCGGAGUGGGGUUUAGCACCACCUAGCUUUUAUAUUCCUUGCUUUCCCAUCGUCACAGGCAUACCUUGAUUAUCCAUAUAUAUUGAAGUAAAUCUACGUCAUGAGUACUCUGUUUGUAUUAAUUCUAUAUACACUGUUGAGAGAGUGCUAAAUAAUUAUCACGUCUGUAUUAUAUGUAUGACUCGUGAAGAAUGUAAUAAUCUCUCGCAUUCUCUCUC
Messenger RNA from Carya illinoinensis, 787 nucleotides. RefSeq lists its product as uncharacterized. Bases 84 to 638 code for a protein of 184 amino acids. The transcript is spliced from 2 exons. NCBI's taxonomy places the organism in Eukaryota, Viridiplantae, Streptophyta, Magnoliopsida, Fagales, Juglandaceae. The record is from RefSeq and is a predicted model, not a curated record.